Ooceraea biroi (clonal raider ant) is the source of this 6747-nucleotide messenger RNA. Its product is annotated as membrane-anchored lipid-binding protein LAM5. Gene Ontology annotation, cellular component: endoplasmic reticulum membrane; endoplasmic reticulum-plasma membrane contact site; plasma membrane. Gene Ontology annotation, molecular function: sterol binding; sterol transfer activity. Lineage: Eukaryota; Metazoa; Arthropoda; Insecta; Hymenoptera; Formicidae. Gene Ontology annotation, biological process: intracellular sterol transport. The record is from RefSeq and is a predicted model, not a curated record.
GAGACGCCAUUCACCAGUGCUGGCUCGACGUGGCCGAGUUUUGUCGUCCUGCAUUCUCAAGUGACUUUCAUUUCUCUCUCUACAACCUGGCGGAGUUGCCGAACAGCAGCGUCGACAUGCUGGAACCGGAACCGGCUGCUGCGGUCAAUCUGCGUCGCGGCUCGAGCUUGAGGCUACCAUCGACCAGCUCUACCGAAGAGAACGAGUUGGGUGGUCUCCGUCGCAGCGGCUCCCUAAGCAUACCGCGGACGAGCGGGGCUCGUGAUGUCGCCGCGCGGGAGCAAGCGCAUCUGACGAGUGCGAGGUCGUCGCCGUCGUCAACGUCGUCGUCGUCGACGUCCUCCUCGGACAGAUGCGCGGACUGCAGCAGCAGCAACAGAUCGUUCCGGUCAGCGAGGCGCUACACACCUGCCGCUGUGAGCGACGCACCUGCGCCGGAGUACCUCGCGAGAAGUCUCCUGCAACUUGGAUGUCCUGUUGUGUCAAUGCCCACACCUCGUGGCGGUGUCGGGUCGGAGCAACCGCCGAGCAGCGACAGCGAUGAUUCCACCAUCCAUCAGCAGCAUCAAGGUCACGCUCACAGUGGCCAUGGACAAAAUCUCGACAGUUACGCCGUGCCAAAAGUCCAGGUGUCGAGCCCACCUAACGCCGAUGAAUCCGCUUCCAUCAUCAAUGGGUCUGCGGGGUCCAUAAGUGCGCGCUCGGCACCCAGCACACCCUUGCAAGCUGCCCCCGAUGCGCCGCAGGCCGCGGGGCAACAAUCGAUCAGCGGGUCCCAGCUCACCGUGGCUGGCGCCAAUUAUCCUCAACCUCCGAGGAGUCCCAGUCAUUCAGCGGCCUUGAAAUGUAACGACAGUCACCUUUCGAAGCCGCUAAGCAGGAGUACACCAUCGAUGGCAGCUGGCGGUGCACAGACUCCAGCAAAGGUUAGCAGAUCCUCGUCGAGGUCGUCGCCUAGUAGUGCAAGACAGAAGAAAUUCCACAGGCAUUUCAGUCAGUCUUCGGUACUUCGAUAUCAGGUCGCCGAGGACGAGCGUGUGCUUAACUACUACAGCUGCGCAUUGGUGGGCGACAUCCUGCUGCAGGGUCACUUGUACAUCACGCCCAACUACUUCGCCUUCUACAGCAACGUGUUCGGCUACGUGACGAAGCUGUUGAUACCGACGGUGUCGGUGCUGAAGAUCAGCAAGGAGAAGACGGCGCGUAUAAUACCGAACGCGGUAGCGGUGGCCACUGAGGAGGAGCGCCACGUAUUCUGUUCACUGUUGUCGCGCGACUCGACCUACAAGCUGAUGAAGCAAGUCUGGGACGCGGCGAUGGAGCCGCAAACGACGGAGGUCGACGGCGACGGCGACGCCUUGCCUGCGCUCGACAGCGACGCUAAACUCCCGGACGCGCUGCUGGUCGACGACUCCGAGGUGAACGCCGAGGAAGACGAGUCAAGCAUGUCCGAGAGUGGCACUGAUCUCACGGUGGCCUCGCCGAUCGCCUGCACUGACACCGACGGCGCGCCCGUGGCUCUUAGCAGGCCGAGCUUAACACCGGCCAGGCUGGAGACAGCAGUAUUAGCGAAGCCGCUAACAUCGAGCAGAUCUAGCAAGUUGGGAUCUCUAUUUGCCAGCAGAUUGAAGCCUAGCCUGAUAGUGAUAUUGGUGGUUUUCUUGGCACUUCUUUACGUGUCGGCAGCUCUAAUGAUGAUGCGUAUCGACAGGCUACAUACCGCUUACCUCAACCACCCCCUCGUCUCGCCGGAACGCUUGACGCAAGAUCGGCUAUUGCAUUAUCUUAAUACGAACCUGGAUCAAAUAGUGAAGGUGCGGCAGAGUCUUCAGAUACUAUCGCAGCAGUUCGUUACGAUGAGCCAGGGUGGUAGCGAGACGGGGCCGACCGCCGGCGGCGGCGUGGUGGAACCGGAAGACGCGCCGAGUUAGCCCCCAACGACGACGCGACGAAGCAUCAAUUCAAUUAAGCCAGAAAAUAGCACGGGGUCCCGUUACCUCGUCGGCGCGCGCGGUGUCACUUCGUGAACGAACGAUGGCAUUGCCUUCGUCAUCAUUAUCUUCGUCAUCGCCGCGCUGUUUAUCGGCGACCGCGAGGGCGAUCCUCCGCGAGAUUCUCUCGCUAAUAGGCGUUGAUUAUCGUCGUAGCACCUGGAACGUGUCAUGGGAGUUCCAAGGGGAGUUUACAGAGUGAGAAAGAGAGCGAGAGGAGGAGAAGGAGGCAGUCGUCUCGUAAAACGAGAAGCCUGGAGACGAACCCCGAGCACUAGCAUUUUGAGCGAAAUCUCGAGCGUCCGCGCAAACAGCCGAGUUAAGAUUAAGCGCCUGCAGAUUACGGGCGCUACUUUGGUGCACACACACACACACCUACACAAAUACACGCAUACACACAUACGUAUACGUAAAUGUACUUCCAACACGAGGAGCAACGAGGAUGCGUGCGCGAGGAUCUUGAGCUACGAGGUUUCCGCUCUCUUUCCCCCCCUUUUUUUUCUUUGUUUCAAACUAGUCACGUGUGUACCUAAGCUCUGGGGGUACGACAAAGGAAGCAAAUGAACAAAAUUAUAUAUGUAUAUAGCAUAUAAAGAUAUCUAUACAUACAGAUAUAUAGAUUAACAGUGCGUAUUUCGCGACUACUUGUCCGUUAAUUAUGUAUCUCGCGCGAGCUAGUCGGGCACUAUUCUAUCUCACCGCUGCUAUAUACCAAAAGAUCGAGACGUUGUUAUAUAUAUAUAAAUAUAUAUACAUUUGUAUAUUUAUAUAUAUAACAUCAUAAUUGGUAAUCUUAUCUCGAUAGAACGCGCGUUACGCGCGCCGAGCGACGUUACCUCAAAGACGAUGAGUAUCGCGAUCGACACAAUAGAGACGUUCGCUUUCCUUAUCCGCCAUUAGCUCUUUCAGUACCUGCCUUAAACCUGCAUUUAAUAACGAGUAACAAGUUUAAUACGAAUAUUAUCUAUACCUUUCUUCUUCCGCGAUAUCGAUUUUUGGGAACCUCGGUAAAAUAUGUUUUUUUAAUAUUUUUUUCCUUUGCUACCGUUCGACCACGCUGAAGGAAAGUACGCUAUUGGUGGAGGCGAUAUCUGUAUUUGCAGUGGUCCGUGUUAAAGACGACUAAACUACGAAUGUAAAUAUUAAAGCGAUCGAAGGGAGAAAGAUGAUGCGACUUUUUUUAAAAAAUCGAAGAUUCGUAGGCGAAAUGUAAAAAUCUAUCCUUUAGAUUUCCAUGUUUAGUUUUGUAAUGUUUUAAAUUUAUUCGACAUUGUUUGUUCUCAAAGCGAUAAUUUAUUUAAUUUCAUUGAUUAUUGAUUUUUGCAUCAUUUUAACAUUACAAUUUGUAUAUAAAUUUUCAUUUUUAUAGCGUCAUUAAUUGUAUUCUAUAUAGCGUAUAAUUUCUCUAGGUUUUUCUCAGAUUAUAGCGUCAAAUUAAAUUGUAGAUAAAUUGAAGAGAUUUUUAGAUACAUUUAAAUUAGAAGAAAAAAAUAAACGAAGACGCCUAAAUAUUAGCAUUUGCAUAUUUGUAUCCUGCGACGCGCGCGAAAGAUAUUUACUUAACUUAACGAGUUAAGUGUUAGACGAUAUUGGCGAAUGUCUGCUGUAAAAGUGAACCAAAUUAAUAAGCAGACGACGGCGAGGUCCCUAUAUCAAACUCGGUACUGAAAGAGUUAAACUAUGUAGCUCGGAUAGACCUGAACAUACGAAAGAAUUCGCGUUCUCUUGUACGCGACUGUUCCUACUACUCUCUCGUUUGUUUCUGGAAAUACGACGACGGCGCGUAAUUUCUCGAUUCAAGGCGAUCACGCCACUUGUCUGUCUCGAAAACAACUUGAUAAUGUUUGGAAAAUUAUUAAAGAUUUAAAAACACUAUCAUGAAUGAAUCUUUCUAUAAUUUGCCAAUUUUAUUCAAAAGUUUCAUUUAUACAGCUUAGGAGAAGAGAAUAUAUUAUAAUUUUAAAAUAAUUUCUUUUUACGUUGAGAGAAAUGUAUUUUAUAAAUUAUAAAAACUGAUAAAGAAGAUCGCCUUAAAAGCUCGCUUACUUUCGAGACAAAGGCAGGCGCGCGUGAAAGUGCUCGCGAAAUAUUUUAUUUGCUCGAACAAAUUCCGAGAUCGUUGCACUUUCCGGCGGAACGAGGAAUGUUCGAAGAACAAGAAUAAAAAAAAGAGGCGUUAUUAUAUUUGCGGUUAUAAUAUAGGAGAUGAGAGAAAGGUGGAGGUUGACUGUGAUAAUAGGGUCGUGGAUGCACGCUCGCAGAGGUAUGAUCGCGUUUACCCCUUUGCUGCGCGAAUCUUUGUUUUCAUAAAAGGGAAGAAAAGAAAAUGUUACCUCUAAAAAAAGAAAAAAAACACGAUUUAUGCAAUAUAUGACAUGGAAGGCAGUAAAGGGAACAUUUAUGGGUUUUCCUACACGUGAGGAAACGAGCAAUCGAUGAACGCGAUCAUUCUCCCUCGAGCUCAAUAUGGGAUCUAAGAGAAGUGCUGUUACAUUAAUUAGCUAUAUUUAUAAAAAGAUGCGAAGAGGGGAAAAGAAGGAGAGAGAGAAAGAAAGAGAGAGAGAAAAUUCCCUUAAAUGUUGUUUUUUUCUACGUUGGUAUAUCGUUUAAUUAGUUGUACUGGUGGGAUAUACAAAUCGUAUUGCGGCAUUACUUUAAGUUUUGAUCACUUUUAUUGGAUAUUACCAAUAUUGUUACGUUUCUAUUAUCGAUUGAUUGAACGCGUUGCAACAUUUAUGACAUUAUGGCAUUAUUGUGCAAGCGAGAAACAAGGCGAGCUAUGAACGUACAUACGAUCGAGUUAAAACUUAUUUAUUUCGCGUCGGUUUUUCUCGGUAAAUCAUGGAAACAUGCAACAGAAUAAGCGGUAUUAUAUUAUAUACACGACGCGAAGCGAUCUGGCCGUAGAAGUAGACGCAUGACCCGGCGUAUGUCGCUGCUAAUGACUCGUUAAGAGACGGAAGUGUUCUGAGACGCGCUAGAAAACGCGAGCACGUGCACGAAAAGCAGACUUGCGAAUCACUACAUCGCUGAAAUCUGAAGCAAGAUUUUGUCUGAUCUAUUGUACGAAGAAUGUCAAACGAUUGUCGUUAUCGAAUGAAAUGAAUCUUUGGAAUCUACAAACGAUCCUUCGAUCAAUAUCGUGUACUUGGACAAUACGCGGAGAGAUUGCGGUGGAAAUCAAUUUUCAGAAUCGUCUUGUUCGGGAAUUCAUUUGAUUCUCCGGAUGAUAAAAUCUAAUGAAAUUAAUAAAACAUUUCCAAUGUAUAACGCAAAUCAGCAAAAAUUGAUAAAUUAUCUCUUACUUGUAAGAGAGAAAACAUUAAGAAUACUCGAUGGCGAAUAAAUACCACGGAAUUGAAAUCUCAAUCUUUUUAAUUAAACAUUAAGUUUUCAAUUUUCGAAGGUAAAAGUUCGUCAGUUCUUUUUAUCAAUUAUUAUUUAUCAAAUUUCUGCAGAAUUUGCGGUAUCAUGAGGAGAUUAAAUUCUAGCAGAGAUCAUUUUAUGAUAUAGAAAUAUAUUUUGGAAUAUUAUAUUAAAAAAGAAAAUCUAGUGUGAUUUUUAAUGAAAGAGAGGAAAGUCAAAAAGAGUAAGUUUAAAGAUCAUUAUUUUAAUAAUCAAAUGUUUGUGACUUAAUCAACUUUUCUUUACGUGACGGAGAUUGAAUUUGCUGGCGCAAUCUCAUGCUGGAAAUUAAUGGCGAUCGGUUUUGAGAGAAAUUCUGAAAUAGUGUCGAGACACUCGCGACAAAUGCAGCCAAUAAAUGCAACAGCCAAGUUUUGUGCCAAAUUUGGUAGAAAUUGGGUGAAAAUUCCUUAAUGAAGACAUUCUUGCUCUUGUCGAUUAUCGUGCGCUCGUACAGCUUUUCCGUCACAUUAGGGAGUCGAUGUUUAAGAAAAUCUGGUAACUAGAAAAACGUUACGUCGAAUCAAAUUAAGAAUUGUUUGCACAACGGAAUGAAAUUAUUCACCGAAGUACCGAUCAAUGAUUUGUGAUUAUUUGCAAGAAAUAGUAUUUUCGGCAAAAUCCACACGCGAUUCACAUCAAGUAAGACGAAUAAUUUUUUGCUAACAAAAAUUAAUGUAGUUUUAGUUGAAAAAGUGAUUAAAAUAUUAAAAAGAGUUAAAGAGAGUUAAAUAUAAAAUAACAAAAAAAUUUAUAGAAAAUGUAUUUUAUUAGAUGAUAAUAUCAAUUUUUCGAAAUUAAAGUUUGGUUUUAAGAUAUUUAAUAUCGUAAAACUAAUAUUUGUUGAUCUAGUUUUGCGACUUGUGAUUUUAGAGAUCUUCGUUUCUUUUUUAUUCACAAUUUUGUCAAUUUUUUGUAGAUUUUGUAGAUCACAAUUUAAUGAUCGAUAUUAUCGAUGGUAAGAUGGGCAGAGUUUUCUCAUGAAUAACGCAAUUCAUAGAGACUGAGGGGAACCGUAAGGGAUGAUGAUUUUUAUGAGAAAAAUAUGAAACAUACAUGAUCCCCGAUCCGGAAAUUACCCGAAUGUUGCGUUAGUUUAAUUGUACAAUUUGUAGUCGAUAGUACUCAUUCCUCGUUCUUAUUUACGUACGACUGCUACUUGCCUUACCGUAAUGUUUUUAGACAUUUUAGAUGGGUGCUCAAUACACAUGGUCCGUUUAUUUAAGGGUACACGAGUAUAUAUGUACUGUGAAAUUAAUGUUGGAUGAGCGCGCUUCGUAUAUCGCGUUAAACGCGAUUAAAGGUCUUACUCGGCAAAUUAAAUUGUAAAAUGAAAUAAAAAUGUUGAAAG